This is a messenger RNA of Bombyx mori (domestic silkworm), 4242 nucleotides long. RefSeq names its product glycogen synthase kinase-3 beta (gene sgg). Gene Ontology annotation, molecular function: ATP binding; protein serine/threonine kinase activity. The record is from RefSeq and is a predicted model, not a curated record. Bases 937 to 2262 code for a protein of 441 amino acids. Gene Ontology annotation, cellular component: cytosol; nucleus; axon. NCBI's taxonomy places the organism in Eukaryota, Metazoa, Arthropoda, Insecta, Lepidoptera, Bombycidae. The transcript has 10 exons. Gene Ontology annotation, biological process: signal transduction; negative regulation of canonical Wnt signaling pathway; protein phosphorylation.
AUAUAUAGAUUGUAUAGAUGUUAUUUCCUUCACCGUGGAAGUCAAUCGUGAACAUUUGUUAAGUACGUAUUUCAUUAGAAAAGUUAGUACCUGCCAGCGGGAUUCGAAGACUUUUGCAUCGACUAGAUACGAAUGCACCGGACGUUUUAUAUUUUAGCCAGCGACGACUGCCGUUAGUUACUAUAUAGGUGACGUUUAAAUUUUUAUUACCUGCCACAAAAGUCAUUAUCUAAAUAAUAACAAUGUUUUCAAUACAUUUCCUGAGAAUUUACUGUGUUGAUGGAAAGAAAAAUAUAACUAUUUCAUACUGUCUGUAUAGUUUGACUUUGAACACGUGACUUUAUAAUAAAUCUCUUUGUGCUUUAACUAUUUUAAUCCCGAAAGAGUUAACUAUCAUUACAUAAAAUUAAAUAGAUUUUCUAAAAAAAACAUAAAACAUGUAAUGCUUAGUUAGAAUCUCUUGUUUAGUAUUUGUUAGCAUUGUAAGUUAGUCAGUUUCACUUAUCGCUAACGUUAUCAGUGACUGUCACCGAUCUCACUAUCUCGUGGUCGGCGUGACCACAUCACCCUGUCAUUCGCAGAAGAACCGUGGCAACGUACUCUCGAUUCUCAACUUGCCUUUCGCUAUGCGACCCGGUCACAAAAGUCUGUACAUGUUGCAAAAUUACCAAUUGAUUCGUUAGCCCACUUCCUCAGUUAGCAAGCACUGUACAUUGUGAUUCGCAACCGCUAUCCGGUUCGCGAGUUAUUCGAAAACAAUCUUAUUCAUAUCUAUCAGACAACGGACAUUAUUCAAGAGAAAUGUGUUAUGUGCUAUGAAGUUCAUUAUAAAAUCGGUGAUGUUCUUCUAUGAACCAAUCUGUUUUUGUGAAAACAACGAAUAUGGAUGUUAUUUCUUUGUGAUAUGUGACUGUCUGAAAAAAAGUAAAAUAAACGAUGCUGCGACGUCGGGGAACUUACACAGUGAAUGCCGAUCCGGAUAAAAGGGACACUAGAAUAAAAAAUGUCCUUCCUGUAUUUUAUCUGAAAAAUAUAGGCAAGGACGGCUCAAAGGUGACGACUGUGGUAGCGACGCCGGGGCAGGGCCCUGACCGGCCUCAGGAAGUGAGCUAUGCUGACAUGAAAUUGAUCGGCAACGGCAGCUUCGGCGUCGUCUAUCAAGCCAAACUAUGUGACACCGGCGAGCUCAUUGCCAUCAAGAAGGUGCUCCAGGACAAGAGGUUUAAGAACCGAGAACUUCAAAUCAUGCGACGGCUGGAGCAUUGCAACAUUGUGAAACUGAAGUAUUUCUUUUAUUCCAGUGGCGAAAAGGCGGCAGUGCCCGCAGCAGUCAGUUCUCUGUUAAACGCAAUGCAGACCCUUGAUGUCACAAAAGACGAAGUGUACCUGAAUUUGGUGCUGGAGUACAUACCCGAGACCGUGUACAAAGUGGCGCGUCAUUACUCCAAAGACGAACAAACCAUACCCAUUAGUUUUAUAAAGCUGUACAUGUACCAGCUGUUCAGAAGUCUGGCGUACAUUCAUUCUUUGGGCAUCUGUCACCGAGAUAUCAAGCCGCAGAACCUAUUGCUUGACCCCAAGACUGGAGUGUUGAAGCUGUGCGACUUUGGCUCGGCGAAGCACCUCGUUCGCGGAGAACCAAACGUUUCCUACAUAUGUUCGCGUUAUUACCGCGCUCCGGAGCUCAUCUUUGGCGCCACCGACUACACCACGAAAAUUGACGUGUGGAGCGCGGGAUGCGUUGUCGCUGAGCUGUUGUUGGGUCAACCGAUAUUCCCAGGAGAUUCCGGGGUUGACCAAUUGGUUGAAAUUAUCAAGGUUUUAGGGACACCGACAAGAGAACAAAUCCGAGAGAUGAAUCCAAAUUAUACAGAAUUUAAGUUUCCGCAAAUCAAGAGUCACCCUUGGGCGAAGAUGCCCGUGAACCGCCAGGUGUUCCGCGCGUGCACGCCCCCGGACGCCAUCUCGCUGGUGUCGCGGCUGCUGGAGUACACGCCGGGCGCGCGCCUGUCGCCGCUGCAGGCCUGCGUGCACAGCUUCUUCGACGAGCUGCGCGAGCCCACCGCCCGCCUGCCCAACGGCCGCCCGCUGCCGCCGCUCUUCAACUUCACCGAGUACGAGCUCGGCAUCCAGCCCUCGCUCAACGAGUUCCUGAAGCCGCGCAGCGCCGCGCAGUCCGAGCCGGCCGCCGCCUCCUCUGCGCCCGACCACGACGCGCCAGGCGAGGCGGCAUCGGGCGGCGCGACGGCCGACGCUUCCUAGACCCGCGCUCCCCGAGACGACCUAGCGUACUUGAUAGAGCUUGAGCCGCCCCGGUCGGCGGGAAACGAAAAUCCGCCGUAGAUUCUGACCCGCGAUGUGAUCACUUUGUACUUUUGUAAGCUCCGAUCGUCUCCUCGUGUACAUACCUCGAACGCCGAGUCUGAGGCCGUCCGUCCGACGAUGGACGGAUUGCUCGAUUCCGUUUUUAUUAGUGACGUCGUCCGUGUUGUCCGUUCGCCCUAUGAGAUAAUUUCGCUUUUAUCCGUAGCGGUCGCAGUUAGCGACCACGCUUGGGCCGUGUUGUUGUAGGGAAGACAUUAUUCAGUAGUGCAUUAGUGUAUUUAUUGUUGGGAGUCGUAUCGCUAACUCGACAUAUACAUAGAGCUGAAUUCGACUAAGCAAAUUAAAUGUUUUGUUGCAAACAUAGAAAGCAUACUUUGUAAAUUUUUAUAGCUAGCAUAAACUGAUCUCUCAAUAUAAUUUUAUUGAUUUCUCAGAAUAUAAUGUAUUUGUGUAAAAUAUUUCAAGGAAUAUAAAUUUUAGAUGUAUUUCACAAAUAAUAGAUGUUUCAUUUCCCGGCAGUUUCUGUGUUAGAUAUGUUUUGCUGUGUAUUCGUUUAUCCAGAGGAUAGUUGUAAUGUACCUACAUAAUGUGCCGUGUAACCUAAUGUCACGACAUAGUUUUUCAAUAAUAUUGUAUUCUAUAUUCAAUAAAUGAUAUUUCUAUAAUAUAUAAUAAAUUUGUCAUUGCGAACGCUAUUGUUAUUAGUAGUCAUUUAUUAAGAGGACGGUUAUAGUAAUGCUAAAUUUCAUUGUCAUAGUGUUUAAGUAUUUGAAUAAUUUCGGUUUGCACUUCAUUUUUGCUUACUAUUACAUUUUAGGUCCUGGUAAAAAUUUCUUAGCGUAGACUAACAAAAACUUACUCACCCUGUAGAAGUAGCCUAUUCGUGAAAUGUCGAUUGCUUGUUGCACAUUUUGUGGAACCAAAGUAGUUGAAAUAUUUACACAUCUCAGAGCUUUAAACAUAAAAAAAAACAACAAUCAGCAGCUCGCAUAAUUUAACAAUAAACGUUUGAAGUUAUAAAAGUUUAAUACUAUGUGACGUCAUCAACUAACGAAGUAGUGUGGGCAAAAAACAAUUGUCUUGUGUAAUGAAAAUUGUACAUUACAUUCGCGAUAUGUAUGAGCGAUCAAUUGACAAAUUUUAUUUUUGGUAUCUGACGGAAAUCGCCAGUGUCCGACCGUAGUGCGACAUACACAUGCGUGUAUUCAUGCAUACUAUGAAUGUACCUUCGUACUGCUAUUUAUAAAUUAUUGUAUGUUAGGAGAGCGCUCGGCGCAUCGAUUUCAAAUCACACAUAGUGAAGCUUAGUUUCUCAUCGUUUAGGCUUAUCGGUUUUCAGAAACACGUUUACGAUUUGUGUAAAUAUAAUAUUAUAUUAUAAUUAUGUUAACGGAGCACCAUCGGAGUGACGCGCCGCGCCACGGCGACGUCUCGGCGCCACUGAGGCUCGGCGCGUCACCGGUGCCCCGCAGCGGACUCAGUAAGAGACACGGUAGUUUAGAUAUGCAUAUUUUAUUAAGUCUUAUCUUGUAUGAAUUUUGUAAUCGACGUUGCUUCUAAAGAUCAUUUUGUGUAAAAAAAAUUAUAAAACAUACUAGUGACCUGAAUGUUCGAAGCUAUAUUUGAACGUCUUUUAUCCCACUGAAUUCUCACUUUCACGAUUUGCGUGCACAUUUAAUUACAUGAGAAUUUCGUAUAUACAUAGUUGGAAAAUGGAGUUAUGAUGACUUAUAAUAAAUUAUUUAAAGUAAAGUUUUCUUAUUACUAUUACUGUAAUAUUAAAUUUAAUAGUGAGUGAAAUUUGUAUUUUGUUUUAAUAUUUGUUUUACUGAAUUUGAAUACGUCGUAACACCCAUAUCGUUGUUAGUUAUGAAUGAAAAUAACAUAAUUAUAAAGUAAAUAUUAAAUGAAUAGUAA